Molecule: messenger RNA, 6683 nt
Organism: Synchiropus splendidus (mandarinfish)
Lineage: Eukaryota; Metazoa; Chordata; Actinopteri; Syngnathiformes; Callionymidae
Gene: csnk1g1
Product: casein kinase 1, gamma 1
Exons: 12
Coding region: 238-1704 (488 amino acids)
Biological process (GO): positive regulation of canonical Wnt signaling pathway; endocytosis; peptidyl-serine phosphorylation
Cellular component (GO): cytoplasm; plasma membrane; nucleus
Molecular function (GO): protein serine/threonine kinase activity; ATP binding
Source: RefSeq, a predicted model, not a curated record
GGCCGCUCAUCUAUAUCCGGUGUAUUCGAACCUUUCCUGAGCAGCGAACACUGACUAUAACACUGAGCAAUUGACAGGACUGCUGCCUCUUAAACCUCGCGCACCACCACUAGGAUAGGAAAUACUGAGAAAUAACAAGCUAUUUUCAUGCUCCACUUAUUCUCCUACCCCGGAACCAACAAGCACAGCCGGCGUGUCCGGACCGUCUGGAGCCAUCGCAGCUAAGGAAUUCCCUGCAUGGAUCCACAGAGGGAUAAAUAUGGCGAGCGACCGGCCAGAAGCCGCACCGGACACUCGUCCAGAUCGACCGGAUCCUCCAGCAGUUCAGGGGUCCUCAUGGUGGGCCCAAAUUUUCGAGUCGGCAAGAAGAUUGGCUGUGGGAAUUUUGGAGAAUUGAAACUUGGUAAAAAUCUCUACACCAACGAGUAUGUAGCUAUUAAACUGGAGCCAGUGAAGUCAAGGACACCACAGUUGCAUUUAGAGUACCGUUACUACAAAACACUGGGGACAACAACUGAUGGAGUGCCUCAAGUGUUUUACUUUGGUCCCUGUGGGAAGUAUAAUGCCAUGGUUCUGGAGCUGCUCGGACCAAGUCUGGAAGACCUCUUUGACCUUUGUGACAGAACCUUUUCCCUGAAGACUGUCUUAAUGAUAGCCAUUCAAUUGAUAUCCAGAAUGGAGUAUGUGCACUCUAAAAACCUCAUUUAUAGAGAUGUGAAGCCUGAAAACUUUCUCAUUGGACGACAAGGGAAUAAAAAAGAACACAUCAUCCACAUAAUCGACUUUGGUCUUGCCAAAGAAUACAUCGACCCAGAGACCAAAAAACACAUUCCAUACCGGGAGCAUAAGAGCUUGACCGGCACUGCCAGAUACAUGUCCAUCAACACACAUUUGGGAAAAGAACAAAGUCGGCGGGAUGACCUUGAGGCCUUGGGCCACAUGUUCAUGUAUUUCCUGCGUGGGAGUUUGCCAUGGCAAGGACUCAAGGCUGACACGCUAAAAGAACGAUACCAGAAAAUUGGAGACACAAAAAGAAACACUCCUAUCGAAGUACUGUGUGAGAACUUUCCAGAGGAGAUGGCCACCUACCUGCGAUACGUGAGACGGUUAGACUUCUUUGAGAAACCAAACUAUGAAUAUUUGAGGACCCUCUUCACUGAACUGUUUGAGAGGAAAGGAUACACCUUCGACUACACCUACGACUGGGUUGGCAGGCAAAUACCUACACUAGUGGGAACGGUUCAAAUAGACACUGGAGCUUCUGCAGCCACAAGAGAGGGUCAUUCCCACAGAGACCGGCCCUCCCAGCAUCCACCUAUCAGGAGUUUGACGGCUGCCUCCGACAGACGAGGAGCAUGGGAGGUGCAGCCCACCCGCCAAGCAAACUCCUCAUAUCUCAACUCCCACCUGGCAUCGGAUAGACACGGGGGCUCUGUGCAGGUGGUCAGUUCAACUAACGGAGAGCUGAACGCAGAUGGUCCACUCGCAGUUCACACCGGCGCACCAGUCACAGCCCAGACUGAGGUGGAGAUGGUCGACGAGGCCCAGUAUGUGUCACACACACACGCACGCAAACACACACCACAGCUCUCCCCCUUGUCCAUCUGUUGCUUCCUCUACUUUGCGUUCUCCCUUUCUCCUCGCCUUCUUUCUCACGUUGGAUUUCCCAGAGUUCCGCCUGUCAUUUCUGCUUCUGCCUCUUGAAUUGCUACGUCGGGUUUUGGAACUUUAAGAAAGCACUUUUAUUUAAACCAUCAGUAGCAGAGAAAUAACUGGAGACUGCAGACAUAUCACCAAUAUCAGCCUCUUGAUAUUUGUGAUUUUCAAAAACCAUUGACGUUUAAACAAGUGAAGUGAAACGUAAUGAACACAGCCGUCAUGUUUGUCUCUAGUUCUAGAGUCAUGCAUUUUAAAAUGGUCAUCAGUGCCACCAUGUUAUGUAAAGGAGAAAAAAAAUUUGCCUUCAUUCUCUGUCAUCGCUGGAAUAACCAUCUCAACCGUUGAAGCUGCCGUAGGAAGGGAUUUCGUCCGACAGACGUGAAUUUUUAUUCACCUUCAUUUGUGCUCAUUUCUGCUUCUGAGCGCUGACAGAUCCUCAUCCUGUCACCUGCUUCUCCACAGUUGUUUGAAGUGCUGAUUCGAUUCUUUACUGGCAGCUGCUCUGAUACAUCCUCAAACAAGGUUCUAUAGGAGAGGAGGACAUCUAUCAACGCUUGCAGUGCUUCUCAUUUAAUUACAAUGUUUUUUCUUGAAAGAGGAGUUCAACAGAAUGGUGUUUAAUAUUUCAAUGAAGUGCUGAGCAUCAAACUGUUUAAAUGAAGGGUGUUCUGAUAAAAUAUAUGAACAGCAGUGAGUAGAAUGAUCUGUGCCAUUUUAGCAUGAGCACAUUGUUGAUUAUUUUGAGUCAAAAUGUUCUCUCAUCGUGAGAGGAUUCCUGUAAUGUAACCUUAAAAUAUUUAAUAUAUUUAAUCCAAUCCAGACAACAGGGAACCUUAGUAAGUGCAGGUGUUCCUGGUCUAAUGAUCACACUGAUGCACAAGACACGUCGCAGCUAGGAUGAUAACAACAACAACAACCACGAACAUGGAGGAAUCCACUGAGAGUACGUUACUUGGACUCAUGGGGGGCAAGGUUCAUUUAAGAAACUGCCUUCAUAAGAACGUGGUUUUGCGCAAAUUGUGCAAAAAGGAAUUUGCAUACCACCAAAGCACAUCAAGCCUACGAUACCACCUUAAUGCAAAACAUGUUGCAGCAAGCACCGAAACCACUUGCAGUAGUAGAAUGCCACCUUAUUUGGAAUUGUUGGUCAUUUAUUUAACAUUUAAAAUGAGGACUGUUCUGAACUGGCACUUGAACUGUUAGCCGUUUCCUUUUGUUCAUGGAUGUUUUUCGCCACUCAAUGAGUAGAGUUUCCACUACUCUCAAUGUACUUAAAAUUCUUAUUUGAAACAAAUAUUUUCCAAGACAUGAAAAGAGCUUUAGUUUAAAUAAGGUGAUAUAAAAACUUGAAUAUAGCCACCAUCGUGGUUUAGUGUGCUAUUGUCAAACUGAUGCAAAAUAAACAAUAUUUUGUGGGGUCCAUCAUUUGAUUCAGGAAUAUACCAAAUUCAUUCAAAUGAAAAACAUGUGGCUUCUUGUGGCAAAUAUUGUAAACUGCGAUUAAUCUAGUUAAUGAGAUUAAUGUUUUUAAUCGAAUCCCACCCCUAGUUAUAGCAGUGAACUGUUCAAAGGGCCAGGUCCAUACUCUGAAAUCUAAUGAGCCGACACCGUCCACUCACCCGGGGCGGAAGAAGCCACACUAUGAACGUUACUCUUCUGUCUUCUACUUUAUUUUGGUUUCCACCUUUGUCCCGUUCACGUUUGUGUGCACGCCUGUGUUGCAUGACCUCCCCGACCUGUCGGCCUUCCUGUAUUAAUCUUUUUCUUUUCUCUUUACACUCCUUUCUUUCUCUUCUUCAGUAGCUGCGUGAAAAUGCUCAACCUGUGGUGAGUCCCUCUCUGCUCGUCCACAUCAGACUCAUGGGACAGGGAGCGGAUCAGCCUGGGCUGUUGUGUACAAACCCCCAGUUAAACACCAAACUCUUAAACUGUAGUUUGACUUGUCAUACUUUUUUUUUGGUCCUCACCGUAACACAGAAUGGAAACCUUAAUCCAAUGAUAUAUGAAGGUUCUUCAUGCAUGUUCCACCUCUUAAGGUAACAUCGUAGUUAUGCAGCUGAGCUUUGUCUUGUAUGUGUGUGUGUGUGUGUUUAUCUAUCCACUUUUUGUGUGUUGUCUUUGUGUGAUUUUUAUUUUGUACAAGAAGAUGUGGUGAUGCAGCUUUCGCUGUGUUACUCUGAAGUCAGUCAUUCGACUGUGGUCACUGCUGAGCCUUAAAAGUUGAACCUGAACUUCCCAUGAUCAGUUUAUUAUAUGGGUUUUACUUAAAGUUGUUGUACUAGAAUUCCCUUUAUUACAGAUGAUUCACUUUUGGGGGGAUUUUGGUCUUAAUUUCCACUCAAGUUUAACGCUUGUUUGUGUCCGCAGGUGCUGCUGCUUCUUUAAGCGGAAACGGAAGAAGAACACUCCUCGGCACAAAUGAUCCAUCAGCGUCAGCCCAAGACACGUUCGACCACCGACGAUUGUGAUCUGAGAAACGGAUGAGUUUCAUUCUGAAUUCAGACUUUUCAGAGCUCCAGUUGGAGCUGUGCUCUGUUGGGGCGAGAACGGAGUGACAGAUCGAGAAGCUCGUGUCUCGGAUCGGAGUCCCUUUCUUGUUUUAUCUCCUCCGACAUGUGUGAUCACAUUUGUCUGCCUAUUUGGAGGACUCUUGCAAAAGAUAAUCUUCAUAGUGUGUCUCUAUGUGUAUUUUUUUUCUCUUCAAGAUCAGUUUGAAAUCUGUCAUUAUGGUUUUUGCUCUUAAAUUCCUGACCAAAUUGAUUUCCUUCGGUUUUGACACAAAUCUUUUGGUCCUUGCUCGUAUGGGGCUGAAUGUAAUCGUGAACACACGAGUCGGGGACUUGGGCAGUGACACAUUCACAGGCAUGAAGAGCAGCAGUCCCUCUUGACCCCAGCUUUUUGACCUUCAGUGGGUCAAAGCCUGAGUGAACAGAACACCAGAGUCGCCCCCUGCUCUCUGUGUACGCCAGAUGGAUUUGCUCACACUGCUUGGUCAAAGCACUCCAUCCAACUAUGAUGCUGUCGACACACUACAGUCUCUCCAGCAGACUCUCCAGAGCUGGUGAACUGAAAUAUGCUAUUUAUGAUAUUUAUGUCUUGGUUGCCACCAGUUUCCUACUCUUUUCACAGCAUACACACUGAAUGUAUGGACGUAGGAGCAUUCGUGAGUGGUUAAGGGAGCGGCAGUUUCAGUGAGUUGUAAGGCAGAGAUCAAUGCGUUUUGAGUGGGAGCAUAUUAAAAGCGAUGGAUUUUUCCCACUGAGACACUUUUUUUCGGCAGCACUAAUGACUGUUGAGUCACAGCCUUUUAACGCUACUGUCCAAUGCCUUAACCCUGACUGACCCACCACGUCACAGCACCGCGAUAUUUACGGUGGCAGCAUGAUGCUUCUGACAUCCGCGGCACUGAUUUUUGUUUUUUUUUUGUUCACAAGCGGGUGGAUUGUUAACGGCUCGUCCACUUGUCACACAGAUGUAUUCCCAUGAGAGUUGAAGCCAAAUGGAAGGUUUGGUGCAAUAGUGUGCAAAAGUGUUAAGUCCGGAAACCCUUUUUGUUUGUUUGGGUUGUUUUAAGCGCACGGGGAGGUGGUGGAGUCGCCAUGACGGCGGAUGCAUGAACAUGACCAUACCAUUUUUUUACUCUGAGGAGGAUGGCCUUCAAACAGUGUCCUCAAUAAUGUCACCUCGCUAAAUUCCUCCACACAAAGUGUGUGCGUGCGUGUUUUUGUAAGCAUUUGUUGUGUUGUUAAUGUGAAUUUCAUUUUUUUAUGCAAUGUUUUCAUUCCAAAUAGCCAUGACUUUUGACAGAGGAGAAGAAAAAGCUUGAGAUCACGACUGCACUACAUUUCCCCUCUCGAGACCUUGCCUUCUUUUAUGAACGCAAAUGUGCAUUUUUACUUUUUAACUGUAGCUGCCUUGUGUGCCGGUGUGCAGGGAACCAGCUUUUAUCGCUUUGCUUGUGAAUCCCCACUUGUUUCUUAUGCGUGCCAUGACCUUGCAGUCCCUAGCACACUUGCGUCCGUGGAGGAUUGAGAAUUCCCACCUGCUUCUUGAUCCUAAAAUGCAAUUGAGUCUGUUGGUGAACCUGCUCCUUGCAUGUAUUUUUGUAGCUUUUUAGUUCCCCCUCUCUGCCCUUCAUGUGUGUCUUUCACUUCAGGUUUUAAGUUCAGUGACAUUGGAAGUACUUGAAUAACUAUGGACCUUAUUAGCUUUUGAGUUCCUUAUUUUAAGAGUGUUUUCGCUCCAAGGAUCCGACUGGGCUGGUCGAGAAAUUGGGCGUUUUAGUGUGACUUUUAUUUUAGUGCCUCUUGAGUGCGAAGAUUCUUAAUCCGCCUGAGUGGCAUCUGCUGCGGGUAUGUCUUUAAAUUCCAGCUCCCCCCGCCCUCCCCACACAAAACAAAACAAUGGAUAUCUGGACUGAUAUGGCCUUUAACAUUCUCCCUCAAUUCCUUGAGUGCCAUUCAUGGUGAGGCUGCCAGUCCUUCAACCUGUGCCAGGAAAAUACAAGGUUGAAAGUUUUCACACUGUCCUUUCAUUUUAUUUUUUUUUUUUAAACCCUAGGCCAAAUUCAUCACCAGGAAGUGUUGAAAUGAAAGCGGUUCUUCUCUUUUGAGCAGGUUUGUGACUAAAACUGUAGAUAGAUUAACCUUUUUCCUUGUGCAAAUUUAUCGAGAAGCUCUGUGGUGUCACCCUGCAUGGCUUAACUGGAGGAGUGUUCUCACCUGUAGGGCUCAAACACUGUUGCAUAUUCAUCUUUUCGCCCUCAUGUGAAAUACAAAUGUGUAAUUCUUAUCAACAUUCCUUUUCUGUUCAAGCCAGUCCUGAAAUCGCUCACAUCGGUCCACCUGUCCGCCGUCGGAUUGUAUUUAAAUUGACAUUCCUGUGUAUUGAUGUGUAAAUCAAAGCAAAGGACAAGUGACAUGUAUUCCGCUUCAGUCUUUUUGGGUUCUCUGGCACUUUUCCUUGUUGCUGUACUGUAGUCUUGCAGUUACUGUAUGUGUUUUUGAGGAGACAGGUGACAUAUA